ACAAUGUUGCAAGCCGGUUGAGAAGGAAGGGGAACAAAAUAUACCGUCGACGUUUUUAACACUUUGAGGAACAUUUUAAUCUUAUUUGCAAAGGGCAUUUGCUUUCCGGUAAAAAAUACAUCUCAGGGCUUUUAUAGUAGAACGCCGUAAGAGAUGGCCCGCUCUGCAGCUCAGAACCAACAGCGCCAAGGCCAGCGGUCCACUCAGUCACAGAGACAGGGCCAGGCCAAGCCAAGCAAAGGUCAGCGUCAGGAUGCAGCGGAACGGAAGAGGGACGAACGAGCCAUCAGGAAUGCUUACAGGAAGAUGAAGAAGGAUGAAUCUUACCUUGCCGACGAUCAGAACUUUGCCAGCUUUGCCACCCAGCUACAGAGCAUGGGUCUCCAGCUGAGGGAUAUCCCUGGCGAUGGGAACUGCUUAUUCCGGGCCCUUGGGGAUCAGUUGGAGGGACACGGGCGCAACCAUAUGGUCCACAGGUUGGAUGUAGUCCAGUAUAUGAGGGAUCACAAGGAAAACUUUGAGCCGUUCAUGGAAGAUGAUGUUCCCUUCGAGAGACAUUUAUCUAACUUGGCCAAGCCUGGUACUUAUGCAGGGAACGACAGUAUAGUGGCCUUCGCUCGCCUCUUGAAGGUUAAUGUGGUCAUUCAUCAAUUGAAUCUUCCAGUUUGGAGGAUUGUAGGUUCAGAGAAACCUUCAUGCAAGGAGCUUCAUAUAUCCUACCAUAAUGGAGAUCACUACUCUAGCGUAAGGAAACUGGGUGACAGUUCAGAAAAAGCCACCAACUUCCGUGGUGAGUCGUCUAGUUCAGAUGAUAUAAAAACGAAGACCAAGUCCAGGACGAAGUCCAAAGUAAGCGACGAGACCGAUUCACCAUACACGAAUGGGGCGGUAGAAGAAAAUGGUCUUACGGAUCUAGAAUUUCAUAUAAUGGAUGAGACGGGUUGUGAGAAUGUGCAAUUAAUACGAGAUACCUUCAUGGACCAAGAUUAUGAUGUAGAUGCUACUAUAGGAAUUUUACUUCAAUUAACCAACGCAGAUUGGGACACUCUUUCUCAUGAUAGUAACUCUAUAAAAUCAGGGGAGCGAUCGCCUCAGGGGGCAGCAGGCAUCUGGUCUGCCGAUGGUUCCGGGACUAGGUUGUUUGGCUUGCCGGAGGACAGCGAUAGCAGUAGCAGCAGCAAGACGCAACCCAACAGGACUGGAGGUGGGAAGGCCAGAAACCAGAAUUCACGGCAGCAGAAAGUCCAGAAGAGGCUGGAGAAGAAGCAGAGGCAGGCCGAGAGGCAUCGGCAGAGAAUACAGGGCGAGAACUGCCACAGCAACACAACGACUAGCAGCGAUGAGGAGAACAGCAGCGUCGUGCUGGUCGGCCAAAUGGGGGAGCUGUCCAUCUGACGACGACCCGAACCCGGCACUUAGUUAGAUUCACAAAAAUAGACACUUCAGGGAUUUGAUAUAGUAUCUGCAUUUUUGUUCUGUCCGUGGCACCUGUGUUCCGGCCCAUUCAACAUGGCCAGCCUGCAUUGGUUGAUUAUUCCAUGAUUGUGAAUAUGAGUACAAUCAGUUCCUGCAUAGAUGCGCUGAAAUAGCUUUGGAACCCUACAUGCAUUUCUUAUUCUAAUUCUGUGAUGGGGUGUUGCAAAAAAUAUUUGCAAUUAAUUGCAAAUUGUUCUUUUGCAAUUUUACAAUGAAAUAUAUGUUGUUUUUGUGGCAAAUAAGUCUACACUCAUUGCUGCAAGAAGCAAGGGCCCAGGGCCCUGUCUUACAAAGAGUUACGAUUGAUCCAAUCAAUCGUAACUCUAUGGAAAUUUAUCAGUGUCAUAAUUUUUGUCUACAAGAAAUUUGCACACUGUCCUUUGUAAACAAAGAGAAGCACAGUGAAUUUUCAAGAAAACAAUGAAUGCACGAAUAUACAUCAUAGUCCCGAAGUUUUGUUUGAACAAACAUGCAUAAUAGAUGUUGACGUUGCUGGCUGUCCAUAUUUGUGAUUGAUUUGAUGAUCAGUCGUAAUUCUUUGUAAGACGGGGGCCAGCAAUCACUUCACUGGCGUAAAUUCAAGUAGCAAACCUGUUGUUCGGUUGGGGGGUGAACCGUUGUGCCAUCCCCCGCCUGAAUAGUAUGACGUUUAUUUACGCCCAUGAAUCGAUUGCAAGAUAUAUGAACGAUUUUAGGACCCUAAUUAGAUUUGAAAUUGAUCGCAAGUUCUUUGCAAUGCCCCAUUUUAGUAUUUCCCAAGGGGCCGUUGCUUAUAAUGCAGGAAGAAGCCUGUUUUGACAGGGGUAGCCGACAUUGUAUGGUAUUUCAUAGAAAAUGCUGGUCUAGGGAGUGUUUCAUGGGGGGUUUCAUGAAGGGACCGGCCGGAAGUUUUAUCCGACCAGUCCUAUUUUAUCUGACAGUUGCCAUAGUAACAGUCUUCUGAACCAAUUAAAAUCAAGGAAAGUUGUUGGGUCCGACAACCUGUCGGACAUAAAUGUUGGUGAAACGAUCCCCUGAACUCUGUGUUUUUAACCCUCUCUCUCACACUCAAAUGAAUUAUUGGUUUUCAUAGCCGCCAUGCUUUUUUGCUGCACUGUCUUUUCACUGAUAUUUCUGCUGCAGUGCUUGACUGGAAAUGAUAAUGAAAAUAUAUCGAGUUCCUUCUCCAAGUUCUUGAAAUGAUAAUAUUUCAUUACUUUUCAAAUGAAAGUUGAAUUAUUUACAGAAUUAAAACCUCAAUUCCUGCAACAAUACACCAGGCAAUGACAAACGCCAAGAAAACGUAAAUACAGAUUAUAACCAAACAAGUCAAGUCCUGUCUCUUUUAUUUUUCAUAGAUGUAUUCAAAAUUAUUUCAUAUUAUGGUAUAGGCUUCAUGCCUCAAAAUAGUUUAUUUUUUGUGUUAAAAGUUUCACUUUUUCAAUCUUAACAUGGAGAAUUGUGCUCCAUAUUGAAUAUUAUUUCUUGUUUUAUAUUUAUAUUUUUUUCUUUAUCUUGCCCUUUGUUUCCUUUUUAUUCUUACAAUUAUUUAUUUUAAACAAUGUGGUGAGGAAAAUAAGAGCACUACGAGUAUUAUGCAGUGGGAAUUCGUUAAUGAGAUUAGAAAUGUGUAUCAGUAUUCUUAAUAUGAUGAAAAGGUGAUAUAUAUAAAAAAAAGUUGUAUCGCUUUAUUGAUUAAUUAUGAUUUAUUGUUGUAGUGAUGUGUAAUUUCAUAGUCCCAAGGACCUUUUUUUAUACCGACUUUAGUUUUAAAAGGACUUUUAUUAUAUUUUUUUCAUACAUGUAUACUUUAAAGGGCAUACAAAGUUACAAACCAGCAGCUUUAAUAGCGUAACCUCAAGUCUUCUUAUACUCCUAUCUGUCCAGGUUUAUUUCCCAUAAUGCAACAUUUUCAGUGUAGUCUUGUAAUGUAGGCCCACGUGAAUGAUCAACCAAUCCACUACUCGAUGCAAUAAUUAAACUGUGAAGUUGGCAAAUUAGCUACGUUUCCUUUAAAAUACAUUUGAGUUUAUCUGCAAAAUGAAAUUAUUGGCUAAUUUAUUCUCUGUAUUACUAAUGGUAGUAUGUUGAAAGGUAUAUUUUAAGAUGGAAAAUUGCCAAUUUGUCUAUUGCCAACUGGUCCACUCAUCACAUGGGCUACCUUCAUUAAGUCUAAUGCCAUUUCGUCCAUUUGGUCCAAUUAUCACUUUGUCUAAGCACCAGAUCGUCUAUGACCACUUAACCAGUUGGUCUAAUAUCCAUUAUGAUUUCAUUUAUUUCGCCCAAUUAACACCAGGUCCAGUUAUACCAAAUGGUAUAUAGACCUAAUGGCUACUGGACUGACUGGUCAUAACUUAUUAGACAAAAUGUUAAAGGACGAAAUGGGAAUUAGACCAUGUGGAUAGUGGACGAACUGAUGGUAGACCAAAUGAUAGUAGACAAGUUGGUAAGUGGACAAGUUGGCAUUAGGUCCAUUGAAAAUUAAGACUAGCUAUUAAUAACAGAGUCAGUGAGAGAUUACAUUACACAAAGUGAAGGUCAAUACACCCCACCCCUUCCCCCUUUUAAAGGCCUGGAAGUCCUUCUUGGGGGCAGUUGCAUAUAACUGUUCAUAAGUUUAAGAGCGACUUCAAGAACGACUGGUGAUCCUUUCUUACAAGCCGAAUAAUCACCAGUGAAUGUAUUUACCCAAAUGUUCAUUGGCGAUGGUUAAGCACGUAAGAAAGGAUCACCAGUUCUUAAAGUUGCUCUUAACUAUGGCCCCCAAGGACUUCCCCUUAAAAAAGGGGGGGGGGGGAGUAUUGGAGCACCCACCAGAUAUCAAAUUGUUUUAAAAUUAUAAAAUCAAAGAAGUAGAGCAGUAAGGGUCCACUUCCAAUCCAAUGAAAAUUUAAGGCAGACUGAUUGUAUCAGCCAAUCAGGGUUCAUGCAGUAUAUGCAUAUGGUCAACAAGACCAACAUCCAACCAAUCAAAAUUGCUGUUUCAAACGUCCAACCCCUGUUGGGCCCAGUUGUACUUUUAUUGACAUUUAGAGUAUUAUGUAUUACUUACUUUUCAUAUUGGUGAAUUUUGUUGCUUUUAUAUCGACCUCCUUGCAAUGUUUAGAUAAAUGAAUUACCCACAGUAAUUGGUACUUAAUGAAAUAAUAUCAACAUGAUUUUUUAAAACUUGUUACUAGAUAUUAGUUUGGUAAUCUUCUUGAUUGAUGGUUAUAUAACAUUGAUGGUUGAAAAUAGAGACAAGUAUACUGUAACACAAAUUUUGCACUUAUUUCUACAAUGCUGGAAGUGAAUGCUAUCUUUGCAAGAAUGAAAUGUUGCUUUUGUACAUAGUAGAAUAUUAUUGUACAGUCUAAACUAAAUAUAAUUAUAUGAGAACAC
Molecule: messenger RNA, 4836 nt
Organism: Lytechinus variegatus (green sea urchin)
Lineage: Eukaryota; Metazoa; Echinodermata; Echinoidea; Temnopleuroida; Toxopneustidae
Product: OTU domain-containing protein 3-like
Exons: 9
Coding region: 154-1395 (413 amino acids)
Biological process (GO): protein deubiquitination
Molecular function (GO): cysteine-type deubiquitinase activity
Source: RefSeq, a predicted model, not a curated record